UUGGACAGAAAAAUACGGUUCCCCUUCGUACAAAAGGCAGACUCGAUGCAGCUCUUCAGCAGGCGGAGGAUGCAGAGAAGGAAAGGUGGGGAAACGAAAAACCUCCCAGACAACCAUUACCGGAGGGAUUCUACGAGUCCGUGUUUAACGCAACGUGGAGUCACGUCAUGGGAUUUCCUGAGGGCGAAGGGGAAGACAUGGUGGUGAUAGAGGGCCAACGGCCACAAGAGUUAUGGGAGUACACGCAGACUGUGUGUACUUUUCUCCCAGUGGGUGGUGAAGAGCAAUUCCAUCCACCACGCCCACGACUCAUGAUCCUUUCCUCUGAACAGCGAUGGCCGUACUCGCUGGAGCAUGCAGUGCCUAUUACCGACUGCUACAUUAACAUUGAGGUGCAUCGGGUGUGGAAGAUCGUCGAGGGUGAUCUAAAAGGAGUGUUUCCCCCUCCAGAGAGAGGCCCACCAUACAUGAGACGCCGUCUUUUGGUUGGAACCCCCGGGAUAGGGAAGUCAAUGGCGGCUGGCUCCUACCUCCUUUACCAGCUGCUGCACUACGACGCCACGACGCUCCAUGUGGUUGUGUACUGCUUUGGAAGGGAUUUCGCAUACUUGUUUGACAGGAGGGCACGAACGGUGACAGAAUACGAGGGUGAGCGUAAUAUUAGAAGGGCUAUGAUAAAUUUGGCUAGGACUGGAAUGAAAGGGUAUAUCAUCAUCGAUAUGGCAAGACAACUUCAAGAACCAUCGAAUGAUUUUGUGCCCUCCCCUGAGUGGGGCAUCAUUAUGUUGUCGUCCCCGAACGAAGAUAACUUCAAAGCAUGGGCGAAGCAGGUGGGUGCUAUCGAAAUCAUCAUGAAUUGCCCCGAUGAAAACGACGUGAAGGCGAUGUGUGCGUGGGGGACACGCAAUACGACUGAAGAGGAGCAGGCGGAGUAUUGGAGAAGCAUGUACAUGCGCAUGCAUGACGUCGGACCGAUUCCACGAUGCAUCUUUAAUGACAAUAAAUAUAGAAAGCGCGUGCGUGAUGCCAAUAACGUCCUGGAAGGUAUCGACGCCUCAAAUGCUAAACAUUAUAAGAGGGUUGGAGGUAAGGAAAUGUGCCCCUCGAAUGACGCUUCUCACAAACUUGUGAAAGUUGUCAGGUUAAUAACACAAGGCGACGUUGAGGAGUUUGUUAACAUGCCGGCCUGUUUUUCCAUUGGAAGCGAAUUAAUUGCAAAGUUGCUCGAGGUGGAUGAGAAGAAUGACAUUUUUUUUCGACUAAGCAAGAACUAUAAAGUGUUAUUUCCGGAACUUUUGGAGCAGCAUACUCUGCACGCAUUCCUGAGUAGAGUCUUUGUGGAAAAUAUGAUGCUGUGCCUCAAGGAGUUGCCUCCACCAGGACCUCGUCAGCGACAAAGAUGUGUGCUGCAAUCGAACCCCGAAAAACAUCCAAGCAGACCCGUUGCAUUAAUAGCGCUGGGCCACACUCCUCCGAGGUUGGAUGCACAAUACGAGGUGCUAUACCUACCGAAUAGUAGAAAUUUUCCGCUUGUGGACGGUUUUUUCUUCGUUGGCGCACCGCGGAGGACGAUGGUUGGGGUGCAGGUGACAACGAGGGCUGAGCAUGACACCAGAGCCAGCACGGUGAGGCGGUUCAACAAUCUUCUACGGAAUUAUUUUAAUGACUGGGAAACUUUUGCGGAAGGCUUGUCGUGGGAGAUUAUUUACGUGCAGCAUGAGGGCAGUACGGUAAUAAACGCGUGGCAGAAAUGCGUUGUCGUCGCGCACGCAAAUGUAACGGGCAGCAAUGAGCCUGAGGAUCCUCAGGCCAUUGCGGCAUUUUGGAAUCAGCAGGUGCGUCAGUACCAGGUAACGCUAUCAUAUGAAAAUUUUAUACAUGAACGACAAACGCAACGUGGGCGACACCCAGAGGGACAAGGAAAAGGAGGAGGGGAAUAA
This is a messenger RNA of Trypanosoma rangeli, 1940 nucleotides long. RefSeq names its product retrotransposon hot spot (RHS) protein. The record is from RefSeq and is a predicted model, not a curated record. The transcript has a single exon. The annotation marks the transcript as partial. NCBI's taxonomy places the organism in Eukaryota, Euglenozoa, Kinetoplastea, Trypanosomatida, Trypanosomatidae.